UACGAUCUUUUGUAUGUUCAGCGGAAAUAUUUAUUCUAAUGUGCAAUGUUCUUGACGGCUAGUGUAGAAAUAGCAGUUGCAAGCGCUGCAGAUAAUCAUUGGUGACAAAAGGCGAAACUGAAAAUGAUGUUCUGCUAACGCGGAUACCAAGAAUGCUAUGAAGACGCUCUUGACGCUUGAAGCAAAAUAUUGAAAUUAGUAAAGUAAUUGAAAAAGAAAGUGCAAUAAGAAUUUAUCAGUCAAAAAACCGCAAAUUUUUCAAAGAAAAAAUAGGAAAAAUAUGCCGUUCGCGACCCGCUUGCUGUUCUUACUCUCCGCCUGCAUACUAAAUGUGGCCUUACAACACCUAACGGUCAACGCUGACACAAAAGUGCUAAACACACUCAGCUUAAAUCAGCCGGGCCAAAGUAGCCGUCAUGAGGUCAUCACACUCGAGAACGCCGGCACCGCUGAUGAGGAGCUGGUGGUUAGAGGCAAUUAUACCGUUGAACUCGGCCCACCGAACAAGGACGGUCUCAUAUUUUUAGCUAUCACAGAGUAUACUGCCGAUAAAAAUGGAUAUCAUGUGCAUUAUCAUAUCGAGGCGAGACCGUUGUUGGAAACCCGCUUAAGUGGGAGUUUGUUAAUGACUGCAGCGGGCUAAGAGAGCCAAGUGUUGUCGAAAGUGAAAUUAUAAAUUCAAAUAAUAUUAAUUAUUGAGUAUUAUUUUCUAUAUACUAUAUGCUUAAUUGUGGUGAUGUAUUAUGUUGUUGUAUAUAUACUCAUAUUUCCUAGGUUGUGAAGUCGCUUAAAACAAGUUGAAAGCUUAACUUAAGUCUAAAGAACUUAAAUACAUUUUAAAUAUAUGUACAAAAAAUUAGUUUUACAACUUUCAGUAGAGUUUAACCCGUAGUCAAUGAUGCAGGGUCAUAUUGACCGAAACAAUAUUUUCAUGUUUUCAGGCAUUAUUUUACAUGUUAUCGAUGACUCGUUUCUGUGCGACUACGAAUGUAUACUCUUGUAUAGUCCUGCUAGUAUUUGCCUUGGUUUGAAAAAAAAAACCAUAGCAACCUUAUAUCAGAAAAACUUACUACAAACUGUAUCUUUAUUGAGUGAGAAGAAAUAUAUCGUCACCUAAAAUGUAAAACAA
This is a messenger RNA of Bactrocera neohumeralis, 1129 nucleotides long. RefSeq lists its product as uncharacterized. The record is from RefSeq and is a predicted model, not a curated record. Bases 281 to 643 code for a protein of 120 amino acids. NCBI's taxonomy places the organism in Eukaryota, Metazoa, Arthropoda, Insecta, Diptera, Tephritidae. The transcript has 3 exons.